AUGCGAUUCUUGGUAUUAUUCUCUACGAUUGUACCAAUCAGUCUGCGUGUCAAUCUUGACCUUGGCAAGAGCGUCUAUUCCUGGUUCAUACAAAGAGACCCUGGCAUCCCUGGAGCUGUUGUGCGAACAAGCACCAUCCCGGAGGAUCUUGGUCGUAUCGAAUAUCUGCUCAGCGACAAAACUGGAACGUUGACUCAGAAUGAGAUGGAGAUGAAGAAAAUCCACGUCGGCACAGUAUCGUAUGCCAAUGAAGCCAUGGAUGAAGUGACGGCCUACGUGAAGCAGGGCUUUCACACUCCUCCUUCUACUGACCUAGCAGUCAAUUCUAUUCUCUUCACUCCAUCUUCUACUUACACGGCGACAGCCAUUGGUGGUGCGACUCGUACUCGCCGAGAGAUUGGCUCGAGAGUGCGCGACGUUGUGCUCGCUCUCGCUCUAUGCCAUAAUGUCACGCCGACUGUCGAAGAAGAAGACGGGAAGAUGGUUACUUCAUACCAAGCCUCGUCUCCUGACGAAAUUGCCAUUGUGCGAUGGACAGAGGCGGUUGGGCUGCGACUUGCCUACCGAGAUCGAAAGGGCAUGACAUUGGAAUCACCCGAGUCCGGUCGUCCCGUGGUGCAAGUUCGCAUUCUCGACAUCUUUCCCUUCACAUCUGAAGGCAAGAGAAUGGGCAUUAUUGUUCAAUUCUAUGAGCGUUCGGGCGCUGGUGUCCCCAGCAUUGGUGACGGUGAAAUCUGGUUUUACCAGAAAGGAGCUGACACCGUGAUGAGCUCGAUUGUCGCAGCGAACGACUGGCUGGAUGAGGAAACAGCUAAUAUGGCUCGUGAAGGCCUGCGCACCUUAGUAGUCGGCAGAAAACGGUUGUCGCCUGAGCAAUAUCAGGAAUUUACUGCGAGAUAUCAAGAGGCAUCCCUCGCCAUAGCCGGUCGUGAUGCUGGCAUGCAGAAGGUUGUGUCGCAAUACCUUGAACGCGAUCUUGAGCUGCUGGGCGUGACAGGCGUGGAGGACAAGCUUCAAAAAGACGUCAAACCUUCCCUUGAGCUGCUACGAAAUGCUGGCAUCAAAAUCUGGAUGUUAACUGGUGACAAGGUUGAGACAGCACGUUGUGUUGCAGUCAGCUCAAAACUAGUUGCAAGAGGACAAUACAUCUACACUGUUGCGAAACUGAAGAGAAAAGACAAUGCGCAAGAUCACCUCGAUUUCUUGAGAAGCAAGACCGAUUCUUGUCUAUUAAUCGAUGGCGAGAGUCUCAGCUUGUUCCUCACGCAUUUCCGCACUGAAUUUGUCUCCGUGGCUGUUCUCUUGCCGACUGUUGUGGCUUGUCGAUGCUCGCCAACUCAGAAAGCGGAAGUUGCCAAGCUGAUCAAGGAGUACACCAAGAAGCGCGUAUGCUGUAUUGGCGACGGCGGAAAUGAUGUCUCGAUGAUCCAAGCGGCCGACGUUGGCGUCGGCAUUGUUGGCAAGGAAGGUCGGCAAGCAAGUCUUGCGGCUGACUUCUCUAUUGAGCAAUUCUACCAUCUGACAAAACUCUUGGUGUGGCACGGCCGAAACAGCUACAAGAGAAGCGCCAAGCUUGCUCAAUUCGUCAUUCAUCGUGGUCUCAUCAUUGCUGUAUGCCAAACAAUGUACAGCAUUGCCAUCAAGUUCGAGCCUGAAGGCCUUUACAAGGACUGGCUUCUUGUUGGCUACGCAACUAUUUACACCGCCGCGCCUGUUCUAUCCUUGGUGCUUGAUAAGGAUGUAGACGAGAACCUAGCAAACCUCUAUCCAGAGCUCUAUAAAGAACUCACAGAAGGUCGAUCACUAUCGUACCGAACGUUCUUCGUCUGGGUCUUUGUCUCUAUCUACCAAGGCGGCAUGAUCCAGGGCUUAUCCCAGAUCUUGACCGAGGUCGAUGGAAAGAGGAUGAUCACUGUCAGUUACACAGUUCUGGUUCUCAAUGAGCUACUCAUGGUUGCCAUUGAGAUCACAACGUGGCAUUGGGUAAUGGUGUUGUCCAUUGUUGGAACCUUCCUGAUGUUCGUUGCAUCGAUCCCAUUCUUGGGUGGAUAUUUCGAUCUCGCAUUCAUUCUUACAUGGUAA
This is a messenger RNA of Phaeoacremonium minimum UCRPA7, 2082 nucleotides long. RefSeq names its product putative phospholipid-translocating p-type atpase protein. Bases 1 to 2082 code for a protein of 693 amino acids. Gene Ontology annotation, biological process: endocytosis; phospholipid translocation; retrograde vesicle-mediated transport, Golgi to endoplasmic reticulum. The transcript has a single exon. Gene Ontology annotation, molecular function: ATPase-coupled intramembrane lipid carrier activity; ATP binding; magnesium ion binding. Gene Ontology annotation, cellular component: trans-Golgi network; plasma membrane; endosome. The record is from RefSeq and is a predicted model, not a curated record. NCBI's taxonomy places the organism in Eukaryota, Fungi, Ascomycota, Sordariomycetes, Togniniales, Togniniaceae.